Messenger RNA from Penicillium olsonii, 363 nucleotides. The record is from the annotation of a GenBank genome assembly. Lineage: Eukaryota; Fungi; Ascomycota; Eurotiomycetes; Eurotiales; Aspergillaceae.
AUGACAUACUGGGCCAUUCUGGAGAAGGUCAAGGGCUCUCAGCUGCGCCUGACCAAGCAGGAUAACGAGAUCUACGAGUCAUUCAUGGAAGCGUUCCCCGACUUCGACCCUGCCGCGACCAUCAUCGAGGACGACAUGAAGAGCAAGGCGGGCAAGGAGAAGUGGCGCAACUGGAUGAACAAGUGGCAGAAGGUCGAGGAUUACAACUUCGGUACCAUCAUCCGCACCCGCGCGGAUGCCGAAUACGACCAGGACACCACUGUUUUCGGUGUGCGCAUGCAGUUCUACGCUAUUGAGAUCGCCAGAAACCGCGCCGGUCUGAACGAUUGGAUUUACGAAAAGGCUUCCAAGGCCAGCUCUUGA